Molecule: messenger RNA, 1151 nt
Organism: Dendrobium catenatum
Lineage: Eukaryota; Viridiplantae; Streptophyta; Magnoliopsida; Asparagales; Orchidaceae
Product: coatomer subunit zeta-2-like
Exons: 7
Coding region: 365-898 (177 amino acids)
Biological process (GO): retrograde vesicle-mediated transport, Golgi to endoplasmic reticulum; intra-Golgi vesicle-mediated transport; intracellular protein transport
Cellular component (GO): COPI vesicle coat
Source: RefSeq, a predicted model, not a curated record
UCUGGAGCUUUGGUUGGUGGGGAAUCGGAAAACAGGAGCUAGGGCAGAGUUUGGCGUCGGGUAGGGGAGCGUCUGCUAGAGUCGGAUCGAGCGGCUUGGUGGAGAUCGGAGGAAGGAGCUCGGCUGCGAGUGAGGUAACUUUUUUCCGGACGUUACAACAUUUUGAUCUGAAGCAACGACGGUAGCUCGCUCGCUGUGAAGGGUCGGUUCAGUUUACAUUUCUACAGAUCUAAUGCUUCGACAUCAAUUGUCGCUUUGAGUCGGAGAUCUGAUCGGUAAUAUUCGUCCUCUCUCGGAUCACUCCGACAUCAAUCGCUCCUUCGAACCUCGGAGAUCUCGUCCGCAAGCGUAUUCUGCUCUUCUAAUGGAGCCUUACCCUUCGGUUAAAAACAUUCUUCUUCUCGACUCCGAGGGGAAGCGUGUUGCUGUUAAGUACUAUGCUGAUGAUUGGCCCACUCAAGCUGCAAAGCUAGCAUUUGAGAAAUCUGUUUUCACCAAGACUCAAAAGACAAAUGCUCGAACUGAAGCUGAGAUAGCUAUGUUUGAUGGCUACAUUGUUGUUUACAAGUUUAUUCAGGACCUCCAUUUUUUUGUUACUGGUGGGGAUAAUGAGAAUGAGCUUAUAUUAGCAACUGUACUUCAGGGAUUCUUUGACGCAGUUGGUCUUAUUCUCAGGAACAAUGUAGACAAGAGGACAGCACUUGAAAACCUGGAUCUGAUUCUUUUGUGCCUCGAUGAAAUUAUUGAUGGAGGGAUCAUAUUGGAAACUGAAGCUAGUGUCAUUGCUGGGAAGACCACCUCAGAUAGCCUUGAUGGGAUGUCUUCAUUAUCCGAGCAGACUAUAUCGCAAGCCCUUGCAACAGCACGAGAACACUUAGCAAGAUCCCUUCUUAAGUGAUGAGAUGAGACUGUCUCUUCCAUUUGAGUUGAUCCAUGGAUUGAGCAGCCUCUGAAGAUUUCAUUCGUCAUAUUUGUUUCUUUUAAAAAAAAAGAACGUUGAGUUCAUUUUGAACUAUGUUAGGAUUAAGAUGAUUUUUCAUAUCUAAUUCCUGCAAAUGAAGUUUUUAUGAGGAGCAUACUCAGUGAUUGCAAUAUGAAACUAAGCUGCUGGGAAGAGAAUUAAUAAGGGUCUAAGAAAUUUGUGAAGAGAA